Molecule: messenger RNA, 3677 nt
Organism: Seriola dumerili (greater amberjack)
Lineage: Eukaryota; Metazoa; Chordata; Actinopteri; Carangiformes; Carangidae
Gene: dexi
Product: Dexi homolog
Exons: 2
Coding region: 523-792 (89 amino acids)
Source: RefSeq, a predicted model, not a curated record
UGCAGUUGGCAAAAAUGUUAUAAGGGACCUUUAGCUGUGGAAACAUCGCCAGAAGCGUGUAUUUAUGAAUGCUUUUCCAGGUGCGGAUGAGUAUACAAGAAAACUCACAAGAGUACUUUGCUUCCAGAAAUGUUCGCGUUUGUUUAUGCUAGCAUUGCAUGUCACUGUUUUUAGCCCUAGCCAGUUGGCAAGGCGUGAAUUCCGCAAACCCAAGAAACCAAUGUCAAGAAUGCGUUGAGCUAGCUAACGUGAUAUUUUGAUACUGUCCGUCGGUAUUAUUAGCUAUGAACAUUAAUCCCUCAAGUGUAUCUCUUUUCUUGUGGUUUUCCUCUGGACCCUACAGAUAGAAACCACUCAGUAGUUGCGCCUCAAACAUUGUUUGCAGGUCGGGACUAGGCGAAAUGGACGCCCCAGCCCCAUCACCCCAGACAGAUUUUUAGCGGUGACACCAGAAACUCGAGUCCGCCACAUCCUGGCCUCGCACAAUCCCCAGAACUCAAACCGUGGCUGUCUUUGUUUUCUAUGACACACCAAAUUUAUGCCCAGCUAGAUUCGGUGGAAUCGCUCUUGGACGAUCUUCCAUAUAUGUUUUAUCUGGGCUUGUUCUUUGUGAACGUCUUGAUCCUCUACUAUGCCUUUCUGAUGGAGUACAUCGUCCUGAAUGUGGGGAUAGUAUUUCUGCCUGAGGACAUGGACCAGGCACUGGUGGACCUCGGGGUGCUGUCCGACCCUGCCUCUGUCCCUUAUGACACGGACACGGAGCUGGAUGUGUUUGAAGGCUAUCUUGAAUGACAAGGCCGUCCCGGAGAAAGAAAAAGACAUUUUUGGAGGAGGUGGUGGUGGUGAUGCAGAGGUCCGGCGCAGGUUGGGCCAGCGUGAACACUCCCUGGUCAGUGAUGUGGGGAAAAAAUCCUUCCAAUCGGAUGCUGUUGUUGCCUUUCUGUCACACAGACACAUCGGUGAAAAAGUUGUCUCGGCUCAAAAGAAGGUAGCCUGAGGAAGACAUCCUGCACCGCCGGCCGCAUGAUGAGCGACUGUCCCAUGGAAAGAGCACUCUGUGCUGGAUCAGCUGUCAGUCAAUGUGUUGCCAGUCUAAUAGCAUUUGACUCUGGUUGGACACUAGGGGGGUCGCACUGACAUCUGUGUCCCUCACUGUGGACACAAUAGACGAUAAAAAGGAAGCACAAUGUGCUGCAGGUGGAGAGAGAAAGCUGUUCCCUAUGGAAGAAAAAAAAAAAUAGAAUUAUAUCAGAGGUGUGGGGCAUGUUUCAGGUUGUCUCCAUUGCAGCCAGUUCAGAUACAGCAACCUGGCAUUUACACCCACCAGUUAUCCAGACUGUAAGAUCUGGUGGCUGACUGCAGAAGAAAAUGAAAUGAUACACUUGCCACUGCAGUUCCAGUGUGGUAAGACAUCUCAGAAGAACUGGUGAAGUGCAGGAAAACAAUGUGCACUGUAGGUCUGUUGCAAACUUAAUCACUCACAGAGCAAUUUGUUUAAUUUUUACGUUUUCAGAAAACAAUGCAUUGCUGCUUUGCAGGCUCACGCAUCCCAGAGGUGUGAUUUAAAAUGUGUCUUUUGAGGCCAUCCAUAUUGUAUGUGUGCCUCGGGGAUAUACACACUCUCAGGAGCACAGUCAGGAACUUGCGAGAUAUAACACUGACACUGGACACAGGCUGUGAAACUAUAGGAUACAGGGGAGCCCUAAACUCUUAAAGCUCUCUUAUAAAUCAGGAACACCAUACUGCACUUGUCACACUCUUUCACUGUAAUGCAGAAAGUUUUUAAGUAUGUCUCGAUGUCACAUUAGAUAAUUGGGGUCUUUUGCAAAUUUAGUUUUCCACUACACAAUUAACAAUAAUAGAUUAGAUUAGUUAUGACAGCAGGCCAAAUGUGCCGAAAUUAUAUCAGUAUGAGUAAUGUCAAAGGCUCAAACCUCAUGCGGAAGAAAACCUCAAGAUAUUUGACAUGUUCAUCCUCUGUUUAUUGCAUACAUGUUUGUUGUUAUAAUUCUACAAAUGUGUGGUAGACACAUAGACAAGACUCAACGCAUGAUAUUGGUUGUGUUGUUUUUAUUUUUAGUUGUCAAAAUAUUCUUUAACGCACUUUCUUCUGUUUACUUUGUUAUGAACUUAGAAUUCAGUUCAUAAAAUGUGUAUUCUUGGCAGCAAUAAUAAACUGGAUUCAAGCAACGGGGCAAUUAAAUGGUUAAACAAAUGAUGUGUUGCAUAGAAUCAGGUAAUUAUACCAUCCGUCGGCUAGAUUUGGUUGUAGAUGGGUGGAAGAAAACCCUCGUGUCAGUAAAGGGACAGUUCACUUGAUUUACUAGAUAUUUGUAAGCCUUGAAAGUUCUGUACAUACUGUUGGUCUGUGAAGAGCACUUACAGCCCUGCUAAUUAACUACACAUUGAUUUACAUUGCAAUACAGAGGAACCAGUAUUUUCUCAUAGCAUACUAUACCUGUCAACCAGAAUAAGCAACUUAUGCAUAAUAAUCAUUGCAUUAUGGUUGUUUUUCACCAAACAACCAAAGCUGUAGAGAUGAAAACCAUGUUGAAAUAUUUGUACUCGCACUUUUCAUACUCUAAUCAAGUUUUAGUCCAAAAUUUCAUUGCCUGACCACCAGUGUUUUGAACAUUACGCUCCACCAGACAACCUUCACAAACAUGACUGUGCUCUAACUGUACUCAGUGCAUCUGCUCUGAUAUCAUUUCGAACAACACUUUGCCGACUCGGCUUAAAUGCUUCACUAAACAUAGCCAGGUGAAUUAUCUGCUACCACAUAAUGUAAUGGUUUCAAAAGAAAAAAAAAGUGAAAUUCAAGAAGGUAAAAAAAAAGACACUUAAACACAUUGAUUAUGCAGCACAGAUUUCCUCCAUCUGAAUCGUCCAUUAUCCAUUAAUCCAUGCAAGACUGUUUUUCCAAGAGUUGGUUCAACCGAUAUGGAUAACUGAUGGCUAAUAACCAAAUUCCUUCUUCAUUUUGUAUCAAGGCUGCCAUUAAGCAAUAUUUUAUGGUACAUUUACAAUGUUUGAAUUUGUUUGUGUAAAUCAGUAUGUCCAUAAUUCUAUUUUUGGCAAGGUAGAAAUUCCUCUGAAACAAGACCACAUGACUCUAAAGCUCAGGAUACUAAUGUUCUUCAAUAUCAAUAUAAAAAAAAAAACAUGCUUGUAUGAAAUCUGAUCAAAUAGUCAGAAUCAGGCAAGGGCUUCCAGUAGAUUAACAGUGAAUAGUUAAUACAAACUUGAGAAAGUGUGUAAUCGAUCUGCGUCAUGCUGGAAAUGGACGACGUAACAGGCUGAUAUCUUAUUUUUUUAACGAAAGCUUAACGUCAGCAGAUGAGUUUGGUAAUGCAAAAGUCACUCCCUGUACUGGGAAAUCAGUAGCAAGUGAGACUGUUUGUGCCAUGUCCCAGGCAUGAUGCCGCACUGCAUUGGCCAGGCUCUGGUUAACACUCUGCUCACAGCAUCUUGAUUCAUUGAAAAGGACUGUGACAGAUCAUAGUCUUUGCUUGGUUUGUUGGGUGUCAUCAUCAUCAUCCUCAACAUAUAACCUUCACCUAGUUGCUUGUGUCCUCCCUCCACAUCUGCUGCUUUGCAGACAUGCACAUGCUGUAAUAAGCUAUGGAUCGUAACAGAGUUUUAUUUUCCAAUGUGUCUAUUUAAUAAACUUUGAGCGA